AUGAUAAUCUGGUCCUUUCCUCAGGGCGAUGCAGUGGCCGAGGAGUUGGUCGAGGAGGUGGCCGCCGCCGAGGUGGUAGUCGAGGGGGCAGCCACUGCCGAGGUGGCGGAAAUGCUGGAUGCCGAGGUAGCAGUCGCAGAGGUGCCAACCACUGAGGAGGCCACCGCGGACAUGCCAGACGACGAGGUCCUUGCCUUGGAACCGACGCGGGCCACCCUGGUGGAAGUCCUUUCGGCCGCCUCUGCCGUGCCUACCUUGGCCGUUAUCGCGUUCGUCGAGCCGUUGCCGUCCGCUCCUCGUCGUCCAAGCGGCAUUGUGAUCCGCUCGCCUUCCCGGUCGUCGCUGCCGCUACCCACGGUCGCUGUGAGCAUGCCCCCGGCGCCGUGGUCCCAGGACUCGAUGGUAGUGACUGAGCUUAUAGUGGUUGAGACUAUAGCUACUGACGCGCCGAGCCCGCCGCCUAUCUCUUCGACAGUCCUGACCGAGCUCGUGGUUGCAGAAGUUCUUGGCGCGCCGUCGGCCGCUGAAGGGACCACCUGCUCCGAUGAUCUCGAGGAGUUAUAUGCCAGCCUCCAUGAAGAAGGAGGCAGCUCGGCCUCGGCUCCCUUGGACGAGGAUUCCAGGGCCGUCAUUGAAAGGCUCCGAGAGCUCCUAUUCUUUGGGGUUCACCAAAUGACCACCGCUAAGGCAUUCAUGGAGUUCAAGUCCUGUCUGGAUACGGCCAUGACGUUGGGUCUGCUGGACUCGGCUCAGCUAGAUGAGCUAUAG
This is a messenger RNA of Prunus armeniaca (apricot), 768 nucleotides long. NCBI's taxonomy places the organism in Eukaryota, Viridiplantae, Streptophyta, Magnoliopsida, Rosales, Rosaceae. The record is from the annotation of a GenBank genome assembly.